Pelobates cultripes (western spadefoot toad) is the source of this 639-nucleotide messenger RNA. The record is from the annotation of a GenBank genome assembly. NCBI's taxonomy places the organism in Eukaryota, Metazoa, Chordata, Amphibia, Anura, Pelobatidae.
AUGGUCGGCUACAAACCCUACAAUAACUCACACUACCUGAGCGGAAUGGUCAUCUCCAAACCCUCCAACAACUCACACUACCUAAGUGGAAUGUUCAUCUCCAAACCCUCCAACAACUCACACUACCUAAGUGGAAUGUUCAUCUCUAAACCCUCCAACAGCACACACUACCUGAGCAGAAUGGUCAUCUCCAAACCCUCCAACAACUCACACUACCUCAGUGGAAUGAUCAUCUCCAAACCCUCCAAUAACUCACACCACCUGAGCGGAAUGUUCAUCUCCAAACUCUCCAACAACUCACACUCCAACAACUCACACUACCUGAGCGGAAUGUUCAUCUCCAAACCCUCCAAUAACUCACACCACCUGAGCGGAAUGUUCAUCUCCAAACUCUCCAACAACUCACACUACCUGAGUGGAAUGUUCAUCUCCAAACCCUCCAACAACUCACACUACCUAAGUGGAAUGUUCAUCUCCAAACCCCCCAAUAACUCACACUACCCAAGGGGAAUGUUUAGAUCCAAACCCACCAAUAGCUCACACUACUCAAGGGGAAUGUUCAUCUUCAAAUCCUCCAAUAGUUCACACUACCUGAGUGGAAUGUUCAGGUCCAAACCCCCAAUAACUCACACUACCUAA